Jaculus jaculus (lesser Egyptian jerboa) is the source of this 11805-nucleotide messenger RNA. It is a transcript of the gene Erbb4, whose product is annotated as erb-b2 receptor tyrosine kinase 4. NCBI's taxonomy places the organism in Eukaryota, Metazoa, Chordata, Mammalia, Rodentia, Dipodidae. Bases 81 to 4058 code for a protein of 1325 amino acids. The transcript has 29 exons. Gene Ontology annotation, biological process: multicellular organism development; positive regulation of kinase activity; cell surface receptor protein tyrosine kinase signaling pathway. Gene Ontology annotation, molecular function: epidermal growth factor receptor binding; ATP binding; transmembrane receptor protein tyrosine kinase activity. Gene Ontology annotation, cellular component: basal plasma membrane; signaling receptor complex. The record is from RefSeq and is a predicted model, not a curated record.
GCCACCUCCUCCGCGUGCCCGCCAGGGGCUAUGCCAUUUGGACAUGUAAUUGUCAGCACGGGAUCUGAGACUCGCAGAAAAUGAAGCUGGCGACAGGAUUGUGGGUCUGGGUGAGCCUUCUCGUGGUGGCAGGGACCGUCCAGCCCGGCGCUUCUCAAUCAGUGUGCGCAGGAACAGAAAAUAAGCUGAGCUCUCUGUCUGACCUGGACCAGCAAUACCGAGCCCUACGCAAAUACUAUGAAAACUGUGAGGUGGUCAUGGGCAACUUGGAGAUCACGAGUAUUGAGCACAACAGGGACCUCUUCUUCCUGAGGUCUAUUCGAGAAGUCACCGGCUACGUGUUAGUGGCUCUGAACCAGUUCCGUUACCUGCCGCUGGAGAACUUACGCAUUAUUCGUGGUACAAAACUGUAUGAAGAUCGGUAUGCUUUGGCAAUAUUCCUAAACUACAGAAAAGAUGGAAACUUUGGACUUCAAGAACUAGGAUUAAAGAACCUGACAGAAAUUCUAAAUGGUGGAGUCUAUGUAGACCAGAACAAAUUCCUUUGUUAUGCAGACACCAUACAUUGGCAAGAUAUUGUUCGGAAUCCAUGGCCUUCCAACUUAACUCUUGUAUCAACAAAUGGAAGCUCAGGAUGUGGACGUUGCCACAAGUCCUGUACUGGUCGAUGCUGGGGCCCCACAGAAAACCAUUGCCAGACUUUGACAAGAACUGUGUGUGCAGAGCAGUGUGAUGGCAGGUGCUAUGGACCCUAUGUUAGUGACUGCUGCCAUCGAGAAUGUGCUGGAGGCUGCUCAGGACCCAAGGACACUGACUGCUUUGCCUGCAUGAAUUUCAAUGACAGUGGAGCAUGUGUUACUCAAUGUCCCCAAACUUUUGUCUACAAUCCCACCACAUUUCAGCUGGAGCACAAUUUCAAUGCCAAGUACACAUAUGGAGCAUUCUGUGUCAAAAAAUGCCCACAUAACUUUGUGGUGGAUUCCAGUUCUUGUGUGCGUGCCUGUCCUAGUUCCAAAAUGGAAGUAGAAGAAAAUGGGAUUAAAAUGUGUAAACCUUGCACUGAUAUCUGCCCAAAAGCAUGUGAUGGUAUUGGCACUGGGUCGUUGAUGUCAGCACAAACGGUGGAUUCCAGUAACAUCGACAAAUUCAUAAACUGCACAAAGAUCAAUGGAAACCUGAUCUUCCUGGUCACCGGUAUCCAUGGGGAUCCUUACAAUGCAAUUGAAGCGAUAGACCCAGAAAAGCUGAAUGUCUUUCGGACGGUCCGAGAGAUCACAGGAUUCUUGAACAUACAGUCAUGGCCCCCAAAUAUGACUGACUUCAGUGUUUUCUCCAACCUGGUCACCAUUGGGGGACGGGUGUUAUACAGCGGCCUCUCACUGCUUAUCCUCAAGCAACAAGGCAUCACAUCUCUGCAGUUCCAGUCCCUGAAGGAAAUCAGUGCGGGAAACAUUUACAUUACUGACAAUAGCAAUCUGUGUUACUAUCAUACUAUUAACUGGACAACACUCUUCAGUACCAUAAACCAAAGAAUUGUGAUCCGGGAUAAUAGGAAAGCUGAAAACUGUACUGCUGAAGGGUUGGUAUGCAACCAUCUCUGUUCAAGUGAUGGCUGCUGGGGGCCUGGUCCUGACCAAUGCCUGUCUUGCCGUCGUUUCAGCAGAGGAAGAAUCUGCAUAGAGUCCUGCAACCUCUAUGAUGGUGAAUUCCGGGAGUUUGAGAAUGGCUCCAUCUGUGUUGAGUGUGAUUCUCAAUGUGAAAAGAUGGAAGAGGGCCUCCUCACUUGCCAUGGACCGGGACCUGACAACUGUACAAAGUGCUCUCACUUUAAAGAUGGUCCGAACUGUGUGGAAAAGUGUCCAGAUGGUCUACAGGGAGCAAACAGUUUCAUUUUCAAGUAUGCAGAUCAGGAUCGGGAAUGCCAUCCCUGCCAUCCAAACUGCACUCAAGGGUGCAUAGGCUCGAGUAUUGAAGACUGCAUUGGCCUGAUGGAUAGGUGUAACGGUCCCACUAGUCAUGACUGCAUUUACUACCCAUGGACGGGCCAUUCCACUUUACCACAACAUGCUAGAACUCCACUGAUUGCGGCUGGAGUCAUUGGGGGCCUCUUCAUCCUGGUCAUCAUGGGCCUGACAUUUGCAGUGUAUGUAAGAAGGAAGAGCAUCAAAAAGAAAAGAGCCUUAAGGAGAUUCCUGGAAACAGAGUUAGUAGAACCCUUAACUCCCAGUGGCACAGCACCCAACCAAGCUCAACUUCGGAUUUUGAAAGAAACGGAACUCAAGAGGGUAAAAGUCCUUGGCUCAGGAGCUUUUGGAACGGUUUAUAAAGGUAUUUGGGUACCUGAAGGUGAAACAGUGAAAAUUCCUGUGGCGAUUAAGAUUCUCAAUGAGACAACUGGUCCUAAAGCCAAUGUGGAGUUCAUGGAUGAAGCUCUGAUCAUGGCCAGCAUGGACCAUCCACAUCUAGUUCGCUUACUGGGCGUGUGUCUGAGCCCCACAAUUCAGCUGGUUACGCAGCUUAUGCCCCAUGGUUGUCUGCUGGACUAUGUCCAUGAACACAAGGAUAACAUUGGAUCACAGCUGCUGCUGAACUGGUGUGUCCAGAUAGCUAAGGGAAUGAUGUAUCUGGAAGAAAGGCGGCUUGUUCAUCGAGAUUUGGCAGCCCGUAAUGUCUUAGUGAAAUCUCCUAACCAUGUGAAAAUCACAGAUUUUGGACUAGCCAGACUCUUGGAAGGAGAUGAGAAAGAGUACAAUGCUGAUGGAGGAAAGAUGCCAAUUAAAUGGAUGGCUUUGGAAUGUAUACAUUAUAGGAAAUUCACCCAUCAAAGUGAUGUUUGGAGCUAUGGAGUCACUAUCUGGGAACUGAUGACCUUUGGAGGGAAGCCCUAUGAUGGAAUUCCAACCAGAGAAAUCCCCGAUCUCUUAGAGAAAGGAGAGCGCUUGCCUCAACCUCCUAUCUGCACAAUUGAUGUUUACAUGGUCAUGGUCAAAUGUUGGAUGAUUGACGCAGACAGUAGACCUAAAUUCAAGGAACUGGCUGCUGAGUUUUCAAGGAUGGCUCGAGAUCCCCAACGAUAUCUCGUCAUUCAGGGUGAUGAUCGGAUGAAGCUUCCCAGCCCCAACGACAGUAAGUUCUUCCAGAAUCUCUUGGAUGAGGAGGACUUGGAAGACAUGAUGGAUGCUGAGGAGUACCUGGUCCCCCAGGCGUUCAGCGUCCCUCCACCUAUCUACACAGCCAGAGCAAGAAUUGACUCAAAUAGGAGUGAAAUUGGACACAGCCCUCCUCCUGCCUACACCCCCAUGUUGGGAAACCAGUUUGUCUACAGAGAUGGGGGCUUUGCUGCAGAACCAGGAAUGCCUGUGCCCUACAGAACCACGACCAGCACCAUCCCUGAAGCGCCAGUGGCCCAAGGUGCUACGGCUGAGAUCUUUGAGGACACCUGCUGUAACGGCACCUUACGCAAACCAGCGGCACCCCAUGCCCAAGAAGACAGUAGCACCCAGAGGUACAGUGCUGACCCCACAGUGUUUGCCCCAGAGCGAAGCCCACGAGGAGAACUGGAUGAAGAAGGUUACAUGACUCCCAUGCGAGACAAACCCAAACAAGAAUACCUGAAUCCUGUGGAAGAGAACCCCUUCGUGUCUCGGAGGAAAAACGGAGACCUGCAAGCUUUGGAUAACCCCGAAUACCACAGCGCUCCGGGCGGUGCGCCCAAGGCGGAGGAAGCGCUUGUGCGGGAGCCUCUGUACCUGAACACCUUCGCCCGCGCCCUGGGGCGCGCCGACUGCCUGCAGAGCAGCGGGCUGCCCGGGCCCGGGCCCGACAAGGCCAAGAGAGCGUUCGACAACCCUGACUACUGGAACCACAGCCUGCCACCCCGCAGCACCCUCCAGCACCCAGACUACCUGCAGGAUUACAGCACAAAAUACUUUUAUAAGCAGAACGGACGCGUCCGGCCGAUUGUGGCGGAGAAUCCCGAAUACCUCUCCGAAUUCUCGCUGAAGCCCGGCGCCGCGCUGCCCCCGCCCCCCUACAGACACCGGAACACCGUGGUGUGAGCCCCGCGGGCCCGGGCAGGGACCCGCCCGCUCCCCCGCCCUCCCCCGCCCUUUCUCCGGUGGUCUUCCUUCCUUCUGCCCCCAAGGCCAGUAGCGUUGACACUUCCCAAAGGAAGGCAUAGAAAUGCAAUGACAGUUAAGUGUUCAUCUAACUUGAAUUUUAGAAGGAAGGACUACUGGAGAAAGAUAGGAGGACCCACACUGUUCCUUCAUUUCUGCACCUGGGUUGGAAAAGAGAGUGUCUGUCCGACAGAGCUAGAGAAGGACCAGAAAAUAUGAGGCCACGCUGCCUGCUGUCGAACCGUUCUCAACUUCCUUACCUUUUUUUUUUUUUUUUCUUUCCUGCUCUUACUUCUUCCUCCCCACACCCAGUACCUUUUCUUUUCUUACUUUUGUGUUCUCUCUUCUUUUCUCUUUCUCUUUCUUUCUUUCUUUCAUUAAUACAGGUGGCUCUGUCCCCUUCUGCAAUAAUUAACAUAUGCCUAUUCAGUAUCUAGAAACCAAAACAGAGCUUCCAUUCAAAUCAAAGGAUUACCAUUUAGUAGUAACUGAGAUUGAGAAUUCAAUUUCUUUCUCCAACAGUUUCUGUCCUGAAAAUGAAGAAUGGCCAACUCAGCCAUUAUAGUUUUUAUAGGUCAUAAUUAUAAUAGUAAUUAUAACUAGAAAUUAAGUUUAGAAAGCAUUUUUGAUUUUUGCUUAUAUUCAUCUUGAUUUAUUUUGGCUGGCUCCUUUAUAAUAGUCGUUCCCCUAUUUAGCCUAUAGUUUUUAAUUGCAAAGAUGUCUGCAUGAGAGCUUCUUAAAAACUUCUUUACAUUAUUUAAAUGAAAAUGUAUUGGCAUGAUGAAAGGGCCACUGUUUUAAAUCAUACAGUCCUUAAAACUAGAAUGGGAGACCAAGAUAUGAAUCAAAUAGCAUCAAAUCUAGAUUUCACUUUCCACAGUAUUGACUUAGGUUCCCUCAAUUAUUUAUACUUAACAUGUUCUUCUUCAUAAAUGACAGUCUUUGAUAGGCGGUUGGUAAUCCUAAGAGUAGAAGAGUAAAUGGGAAACACUUCUGAGUGGUUUAAGGAAACUACUGAUACUUUCAGAGGUGGUCCAAUGAGGGAAUUCUUGAGGUGGAAGAAACACACUGGAUUGCGUAUGUCUACUUGGCAGAUGCUCAGAAAUGUAGUUUGCACUUAAGCUUUGAUUUUAUUUGUUCUCUUUAUGGACUCCGUUUGGAUUUUGAAUGAAGCAAUAUGGAAGCAACCAGCAAGUUAACUAACUUAAGUAUUUUUAAAAAUCUAAGACAAAGACAGACUAUGGAAAUGCCAAACCAAGCCAGUUAGGACUUUGGAACAGUUUCCAGGGAUUAUGAUGAGAGAGCCAGCGCAUUACCUUCAUAUGAGGAGACACUUGCUCCCUAAGGAAGUCUGUUCAGUUUGUCUACUCUGUGUGGAGGUACACACUUGGAGGAUUGUGUGGAAUCCCAUGGAAUUUCUAGUAUGAAACUCUAUAUUGAGUAAAAGUAACUCUUUGCACAUAAGUUGGUAUAAUUAAAAGAAAAAAAAAAGAAAAAAAACAUGCUAAGAUUAUGGAUGGAUCCAUCCUUUAUUCAAAAGUUACAAAUAAACAUGAAAAGUCUUCUCAUUCAAUUAUUUUAUUGUACAAUACAUGAAUCUUUUAAUAACAUAUGUAGUGACUCUUCACGUAUUAUAAUAGUUGUAGAGAUGCCUCUACUGUAUUUUAUGUUAAGAACGCCUUUGGAGUCAAGAUGAGUCAUAUGGACAAAUGAAAGAAUUGAAUCUCAGAAUAUUAGGAAAUUAGUAAAACCAGAUGUGCAUCUCCCUUUUCUACAAAAUACUGUCCCAUAAUUUAUAUUUUAAAAAGUAGUUCCUCUUUUGUGUUAUUUUUGUCUAAAUGACAAAACUGGGCUCAAUAACAUCAAAUAAUUAAAUUAGACUAAAAAUCUCUUAUUGGAAAAAGAGAAAUACAUAGUGAAAAUCUAAAGAAAUCUAUAUUUUUAUCUGCUUUGUAAAAGUAAAUCCACCUAUCCAAGCCUGGAUUUAUUCAAUUAAGGCCUACUAAAAGUGUGUGUGAAUACUAAUAAACAGAAUAUCAAUCCCGGCUUAAAACUUGAAUAGUUUAAGGAGAAUUGUUUGGAAAGACAAUGUAACUUCCAUGAGCCCAAGGUAUUAGAUGACAUGAAUUAGUUUGUAACUUUAUAGAACAGUUUUUGUAGUGAAAUAUGUUCUGUGAACUCAGUUAAGCAUGAGUUAAAAUACUUCGGGUUACUGAAGUUAACAAGUAUAUCAUUUCAAUCUUCUUAUACAAACACAAAGGACAUCAUGUCACUAGCAAGUAGGCUUACCUGGAGUCCCUAUUCACCAGGAGGUCAGCAGUGGGUAAUGCUCUUUGUCAGAAUCUUUGGAAGUGCCAUGGUUGUUCUCUUCUUAAGCUGAGAGACGAGAGGCGAGCUGAAAGGAUGAGAAACAGAAGUGAGGACAUAUGAGGUCCUAUUGAAUGAUGCUCAGGGGUAAUGUCACAGAAUGUUUAGAGUCUCAACCUGUAAUCUAAGUCUCUCUGACACAUGAUUAGAAAAAAAAAAAAAAUCCUCAUGUCAGUACCUAUGAGAGGUGAAACAAGUCUGUCUAGUAGAAUGGGUAUUUAAUCAUAAGUAACAGCACCUUUUAAGCUCUAUAAAUUGACUUUUCAUUUGAAAUAUUCAUGCGACUUAUACAAAAUUAUUUAAUUUAUAAAAGACAACUUUUUAACUUAUAAAUUAUUAGAAACAUAUUUAGUGAAUGUAGUUAUUUUCUUCCCCCAAACACAGGAAUUAUAGGUCAAGUAAUCUCCUUUUAACACAUAGAGAUUGAUAGAAAUAUAAUUCAAAAUGACCCCACAUGCCAUUUUAUCAUUUGAUUUUUUCCAUGAUUUCAAUAAUGUGCCCUAAAAUUCUGUUGUUCUGGAGUUUCUUUUUAAUAUUAACUUGCCUUUCAAUGAAAAUGUAUUUGCAUGUAUGAGAGGAACAAAAGAAAAAAGUUUUAUUUAUGCAAAAUCUUUAACUCAGUAAACUGAAAUUUGAAAUGUCACUUGAAGCUUAUAAAUUAAUAUAAAGCAUCAGAUUCCAGAGGCCAGAUGUGUCAACAGAAAUAUGCAGAGUCAAUUUUGUAAGCCUGAGAAAAAUUAAUAUUAAAAUUAAGCUGACUAUAUUUUUAAAUCACCAAAUUUUAACAAUAAUACUCAUUUUGGUGAAUCAUAAUUUCAAGCCUGAAAAUACAUCUUAGUAAAACAACUGCUUAAAGAAGCUGUGCUUAAGUGGAAGAGAAAAGAUAUCCUUUAAACCAAGAUAAGUCCGUUACCACAAGAUCCUGUAUCAUAAGGAGAUAUUGAGAUUGCCAAGCAGAUCUUAGUUUUCUGUAUAAUAUUUGUAGUACAAGAGAAGAUAAGGCUCUCUCUCUGCAAUCAUUCUUGAAAACAAUGUAAGUUGCAUUAAACCACAGAAACUAAAUAAAAGGCUCCCUUCAUAGUUCAGGAAGAAUGAUCAAAUAGGUGAAACUGCGGGGAAGAGAGGAGAGCCUGGGAAGUGUUUUACAGUAUGUGCCAAUGCCUUCUAAAAAUGGUGUCUCCCCAGUGCUGAGGAAAGGUGAAGAGAGGCUGGUGAGGACCUGCUGCUACAUGAAAGAUAAUCAGUGUGGUCCUGAAGUGUAAAAACUGAAAAGAAAAAGCAAGUCAAUAAAACUCUUGAGGUCUGACAGGGAAUAGUGUAAAUACAAGAUUUUUUUUAGAAGUGUCUAACUUUUAUUUAAAAACUUAAAUUAUCCAUUUGUAAUUGCUGAUUCUUUAACUAGUAUAUGUAGUUCAUAAGGGAAUAGAAAAGGUGGUAUUGAAAGCAUGUAUGUAACUGGACAGACUGUUGAUAAUGACAUAAGAUGUAGAUUUAGUUAGGUUAUCAACUGUUAAAAGAUUUUAUUAUUAAAUAAAUCAAACUAGAAAAUUAACCAUGACACAUAACAAAAUAAGAUUCAGGGUGGAUUUUUGCAUAGUAAAAAAACUUAUUUGUUAUUUAAAGUUGAUAUUUUGUUGAGUUUAGUUGAAAGUACUCAUAUAUGGUUCAAACAGGGGGAAAAUCUUGUUUCAAAGUGCUGCAAUUAAUUUUUUUCUCAUUUUCUUAUUUCUUUAUCACAUUUUAAAUAUAUUAAUGUAAAAAGAAUCUUAUGUUUUUAGUUUAUUUGAAAAUACCUCUUUGAAGUGUUUAAUAGGCAAAUAAAUUACACAUAAAUUUCAGAACCCUUCAAAAUGAAGUAAAGUAAAUGAAAAUGGUCCAUUACGUUAUGCAGAGACAAAAAUGAGUGAUGCCAAUUAAAAAGCAAAUAAAAUAUAUUUAGUUUUCAAAUUACCUUUGCCUUCCCAUAUUAUCUCCUUGCCUACAAACCAAGAAGUUUGCUAACAUUUUUCUGAUAAAUAGAUGCUAAACCAAUAAUUAUAAAAUUAUUAUUAUUUUCCCAUUAUAUUGGACUCUAGGGGUUUUUUGUUUUGUUUUGUUUUGUUUUGUUUUGUUUUGUUGACUGAUGAUCUGUUAUGGGGCAAAUGAGAAAUCUGAAUGCAUAGGCUUCCAGUAUUUAGAAGGUCAGACAAGUCAAGUUCUACUGCACAUGAGCAGAAAGUCCUGACAUGCGGCUCUGCGCUUGAAGGACAGCUUUUCACUCUGUGGACACAUGAAGCAGACCAUUAUCUCCUGCCUGUCACUUGGUUAAGAACAAUGACAUAUAUGAAUGUGGAUAAGGUAUAAUUUUAAAAGACCAUUGCCAACAGAGAGGUUUGUUCUUGCUGAUAUUGAAAUGAAGUCAGCCAGCUUUGAUACUUUGGUGUAGAAUCUGCAUUUGCAAAUAUAAAAUUACUGUAGGUAUUGUAUCAAACUAGGAGCCCUUGUGUUUGUGUAUGUGUGAAUCCCUUUUAACAAGAUGGGUUCUUGGGUCCCAUCAUUUAAAGGAAGCUCUCUAAAAUAGGAGUAAUUUCAGACAUCUGUUCAAGUCUCACUGAUUUUUUUUUUUUUAAGAGGGCAAAAUUGUAGGAUGUGUCACAUUUGCAGACACCUGCCUCAUUUCAUUCCUAACCAGGUAAUGGCUUAGGCAGAAGAAAAGCUUCUAGCAUCACAUGGUGGAAAGACUAUAAGCCUGAUUUCAAAGGUAUAUUUGCAUGUGGCUUCUGGAAUCAUAUUUUGUGAGAGUUAGCUUAGAAAGUCAGCAAUUACCUUAUUAAGAGACAGAGAACUUUAUUUCUCUGUGAACUUUGAAGGUAAACAGCAUCCUUACUUCCCACCCCAUCUCCACUGGCACAGUGAUAAAUACAUAAUUAUAUAUAUAUAAAACAUAUUUUAAUUCACCACUAAUUCAAAGCUAUUCUGAAGCUUGUCUCUCUCUUAAGCCAUAGUGGAUCUCUAAGGACCCACAUUCUGCUCUGUGAAAUACUUAGCCUUUGCUCUCAAAUGCCUGAGUUUUCCAUUAAACCCCACUACUUUGAACAGUAUUUAAUUUCUCAAUUCAAUUACUGCACAGAAAAUAUUUAGUAUAAAAAUAGUUUUUUUUUCCCAUAAACAUUGAUUCUCUUACAAUGGCCUUCUCUGUAGGAAUCUGAGAUGAGGUAGCCCUGUGAUGAUUCUUGAAAUUCAUACUAUGUGCAUACACUCUCCUAGAUCUUAGAGUUAAUCUUCCAUAAAAUCUGUAUAUAUAGUUUUAUAUAUAUAUAACUAAGUUAUUUUUGACAACACACUAACUUAUUUACUUUAUUCAUCUUACUUUAUUUUUGAUUUCAAAUAUUUUACAGCUGCUAGAACUUUUUCUUCCAAAUGAGAAGUUUAGUUAUCACAAAUAUCAAAGCUAUCCACCUUUGAGAACCACCUCUGACUUUUUCACCCAGUUAACAAAUUCAUCAUGAGUAAAUUUUCCCUGUAAUGAAAAUUGACAUUGUCUAGUAGAACCCCAUGCUUUGUCUACUUUUGCUCUCUAAAGGCAUUUAUCUUGUAAUGCUCUACUGAGUUUGCUCCAUGUCAUAAGAAGUGGUUUGAUUUGUAUAAAUAUACAAACAUAAGAAAGCAAAGUUCCAUAUCUGUAGGCAAUAGUCUAACUUGUCCGAACCACUUUGCCUUUACUGCUAUUUUUAUCCCUCAUGUGUAGAUGUCUCCCCUCUCCUCUCCAGGCCUGUAUCCCUUCUGACUUAAGAAAAUCACAUCUGCUAUAUAUUGACCUAAAACUGUUUUUCAAGUAUCAUUUCUAAUUUUCUUUUCAGUUAAUGGAGGGGUUACACCUUUUCCUUCAAUGUAAGAGUCAUUUUCCUGUAUAUUUCUGGAUCUCUCAGGGGCUGGGAGGGGGGAGUGAGGGGACAACAACCAUAGCACUCCAAGAACCCUUUUCAAAUUAUUCCAGUAAUCAACUAUGAAAGUUAUUUUCUAAAUGUAGAUAGGUAAGCUGUUCUUUUAAAGUAAGGUACUUUGAAAUAUGUAGCAUAAACUGGUACUGCUGUUAAAUGGGUCGACUCUUAAACUGAGCAGCUGUGAGGGGCAGCUAACUUUGAAUGCACACAGCGCUGUCUGGUGUGUCUCCAUCUCGUGUUGUGAGAACCAGGGCUGCAUCGUUGCAUGCUGUGACUGCAUUGUCACCUGCUUUGACCAUUGAUCAUCUCUUUCCUGAGCUUCGUUCUAACAAGAGAAAAUGAAAAUGAAAUAAGCAUUUUAAGAAAAUUCACAGCACAAAAAUAAGUAGACAAAUAAAUAAAAAUAGGUCACAGUAAAUAUUUCAUCGUUCAUCUCAUGCACACAUAAAAGUCUUUGACUAUGAUCAUCUUGGGUGAGAAAGGAAGAACCUUCCUCGAAAAGGCAGAGUUGUGUUCAUUUCCUUAUUUUCUUUACUUGUGAACAGAAAACAAGCCCCCUCUCCUGUGAAGAUUCUUCAAAGGACAGGGGUGUGGAAAUAACUUGCUGGUAAGCCAUCUAUGUUUCUUUUAAGCCCAACAUUCAAAGUUAGCUGCCUUUUUGAAAUAAAUAAACAAACAAAAAAUACUACUGUAUGUUUGAAAAUGUGAAUAGUAUUUUUAUAGCUUGUUAAAGACAUGGCUAGCUGCAUUUGUAAAUAAGGAUAAUGUUACUUUGAUUUCAUUUUGUGAGCAUCUUUAUUUGGAACAUAAUUGUCUUUAGAGUUGAUUUGUAUAUAAGUAAUUGGCUUGUGAUGGUUUCUUUUUUAGUUGGAAGUUUUCAUUUUGACAUUACUUGUGAUUCUGUGUUCAGCACUGUUGUAAUGUGUCCAACCUCUGCACUCGCUUACACAAUAGGAUAUGCCAAUUGUGUGUGGUGUAAUGUUAUUUUUUAUUUUUUUCUAUUUUAUCUAUGAAGGAUUAUGCACUUAACACAUACUAACUUUUUUAAUGUUAAGUAUAUUUUUAGUAUAAUUUUCCUUGUUCUCUCUUCUCCAACCCCUUCACCCUAUUCUCCUUCCUUCCCCCAGUUUCUGUUGUUAUUUGAGAAUGAGGGAGAAACUGUAUUUUAAAUUUAUGUAAUUAGGCUUUUCAGUUAGUUCUCAAGGAUCCUCUUUUGGCUCUUGGGAAAGAAUUGUACCUGUACAAGGCAAUUAUAGAACGCGGACUGCUUUGCCUCAUUCCGUACUGAUCAUCCCAGCUGAACAAUUUGAAAACUGUUCUGCCUUUUUGUUACAUGAAUCUGUCAGAAAUAUAUUUUUAAUUUAAUAUAAAUGAAAUUCAAUAAAAUAUGAAACAAA